AGUGGAUUCAGGUGAAGCACUUUCGGUUUGAAUAAGCGUCCCCCACCUGAAGUCCCCUUCAAGAGCGCACAAAAGCGUUUGGAAUUCGCCCCAGGUGCAUCACUUUGGGAUACCUGCACGUAAAUAAGCAACUAGGAAACACACAGCCCUGGCCCGUCGAGGCAUGGACUAGACCCGCAGCAGAAAUACAGCGGUUACCCCGGUAAACAAACAGCGCUGCACUUAUAAAGGCGUUAUCUGGAGUUUUUAAGAUGUCCAACUGCACCCUGAACAUCACCACUGGCAUCCAGAACCUUCAGCUGGCCUCACUGAUUCCCUCCUUCAUCCUCGGGGUCCCGGGAAACAUAUACGUCUUAGUGAUGUUCUUCCGGCGUCCCAGAGCAGACUGGACCUACAUGAACAUCUACAUCACCAAUAUGGCCAUCGCCGACUGCAUCGUGCUGGUGCUUCUUCCCAUUCGCAUCGCGUCCUACUAUGAAAACACCUGGAUACUGUCCAAAUUCUGGGACCAGACGAACAAAGAGCUGUGUUACGUUCUUGUGUCGGUUUAUUACGUCAACAUGUACGUGAGUAUCUUCACCAUCACUGCCAUAAGUGUGGUGCGGUACGUGGCCAUCAAGUAUCCCAUGAAGGCCAGAAUUAUUUUGUCUCGUAGAAACGCUCUGGUGGUUUGCGCGCUCAUUUGGUUGGUCACAUGCUCGUUUAGCGCGGCUUUCCAUCACGUGGAUGAUCCGAAGAAUAACACCACGAUCAAGUGCUUUCAGAAGAAUAAAGAAGAGGAACUGCCGCUGGCGUUCAUUCUCGUGCUGAACAUCGUCGGGUUCCUCGUGCCGUUUCUCAUCAUGUUGUUUUGCUCUGUCAGAGUCAUUUACAUGUUGAGGAAACAGUUGGAAAUCGGGUCCCGUAGCGAGAAAAUGAUCCAGUGCAUGUUCAUCAUCGCGGCUAACCUGAUUGUGUUCGUCGUAUGUUUCUUCCCCGUUCACUUCGGGUUUUUCUGGAAGUACAUCGCACAGGCUUAUGGGCACAGUUGUGACGCGCAGUCUUUCGCGCAUAAUUUUGUUCACUUCGCCAUGUGCGUCUCCAGUAUGAACUGCGCUUUGGACUGCUUCAGUUAUUACUUCGCCACCAGAACUUCUUGGAUAUUGUGCUGCACGAAAAAAACUGAAAGAAAAGAAGAAUAUGAAUGUGAAUAUAACAAGGUGACUUAGCAUUAUCAAAAUAUAUUUGAAUUAGUGCUGUCAAUUGAUUUAAAAAAAAUUAAUCGCACAUUUUUCUGUAAUAAAAUCGCGAUUAAUUGCACCUAACAUUAACGUUUUUAAUGUAUGUUUAUAUUGUAAUACUUUCACAUUGAAUCUAAAAAAGAAUGUAGAAAAAGACUAAAAGAUAAAGAAAAUAUUUUUAAUGUGUUAAACUGAAAAAAGAAUUAGUGUUGACUUUGACAGCCCUAAUCUGAAUUAUAAUAAACUGUGUAAUAUAGAUAUAUAUAAAAUUAGUUUGUCAACUUUAUAAGUGGUCUCAUGUAGCAGAAAAAAAUUAUCACAUUUUAUUUCAUAAUAAAACUGUAUAUUUUUCAUAUUUUGUAUUAAACAAUACUUAAUACAUAAAUAUAAAAGGAAUUGAUACAUAUAUAUACAAUACAAAUUAAAAUACAUACAAAAUAUUAAUAUAAAUUAUAACUCCGUAAUCAUUUAAUUUGGACUACAUAUGCCGUAAAGAUAUAUAUUUAUUUAUAUAUUUCGGUUUCCGCAUACAGUAAUUGGUUUCAUCAAACAUUGAUUUCAUCCAAAUUGAAAACAUGUUUGUUAAAUUAAAAAAAAAAUCAUAAUGCUGAUUAGUUUAUAAACAUAAAACAUAAACAUGACAGGAUGUAAGCGUCAGUGUAAUGUUUGACAAUGGUAUUAAUGAAUAUAAAUAUUCAACCCACAACUGAAUAAUUUUGACAAUAUGCCAUUUUUUUAUAUAUCAUUUAAAUAUGAAGUAAAUAGUAAAGAUUAUGUAGUGUAAACACUGUAUAUCCCCACUGUAUCCUUUUUGUCCAUAUAAACCUCAUAAAAAAGACAAACUUAUAUUGUAAUACAGGGUGUUUUUGUGUGCACUUUAUAAAGUUUUGUUUACUGAUGUGUUCCUGUAAAAAAUGACUGUGAUUUUAACAGUAAAAGACUGUAAAAAUGCUGCGGUGAAAAACUGUCAAUUGGUUUACAGAAAGUUUCC
Messenger RNA from Megalobrama amblycephala (Wuchang bream), 2211 nucleotides. It is a transcript of the gene gpr35.2, whose product is annotated as G protein-coupled receptor 35, tandem duplicate 2. Gene Ontology annotation, biological process: positive regulation of Rho protein signal transduction; phospholipase C-activating G protein-coupled receptor signaling pathway. Gene Ontology annotation, cellular component: membrane. The record is from RefSeq and is a predicted model, not a curated record. Bases 252 to 1208 code for a protein of 318 amino acids. The transcript is spliced from 3 exons. Gene Ontology annotation, molecular function: G protein-coupled receptor activity. NCBI's taxonomy places the organism in Eukaryota, Metazoa, Chordata, Actinopteri, Cypriniformes, Xenocyprididae.